CAUUACAGCAAAAUCAGUGCCACUUUUCAAAGGACCACUGCUGAGACGGAGGUUCAGCUCACAAACUCCUACUUCCUAAACACAAAAUGGCAAACAUUCUUUUUCUUGCAAUAUCUUUGCUAAUUUUGGGGGAUGUUGCCUUUUUACAUGCCUCAUUUCCACCCAGCCUUAUUGAGGACAUCGCAAAAAUCGUCAUGGACAAUUACUGCUCACCAGAGAAGCUUGUAGGGAUGAAGGAGGACAUUGCAGCAGCCACAAACAACACAGAGGUCCUCAACAUCCCAGACGGCGAGUUAUUGGCUAAUAUCCUAACCAGUGGAGUCCAAACUACCGUGAGCGAUCCACGGCUGCAGGUCUCCUAUGAGCCAAACUAUGUUCCUGUGGUCCGUCCAGAGCUGCCUCCUUUGCCCCCUGAACAGCUUGCUGCUGUUCUCCAGACAUCCAUAAAGCUAGAUGUCUUGGACGGUAACAUUGGCUACCUAAGAAUUGAUCACAUCCUUGGGGAGGAGGUUGCUGAGAAGGUUGGCCCGUUGCUUGUAGACUUAGUUUGGAAUAAAAUCUUGCCCACCUCAGCUCUGAUCUUUGACUUGCGUUACACUGGAAGCGGGGACCUCUCCGGCAUCCCCUACAUAGUCUCUUACUUCACCCAAGCUGAGCCUGUAAUUCACAUUGACAGCAUUUAUGACCGACCUUCGAACACCACCACCAAGCUGCUGUCUAUGUCAACACUGCUGGGAGAGAGAUACAGUAUAAACAAGCCCCUUUUUAUCCUCACAAGCAAAAACACAAAUGGCAUUGCUGAAGAUGUUGCCUUCUGCCUCAAGAACCUGAAAAGGGCCACUGUUGUUGGUGAGAAGACUGCUGGGGGCUCAGUGAAGGUUGAUAAACUUAAAGUGGGUAACACUGACUUCUACAUCACCCUGCCUACUGCAAAGUCCAUCAACCCCAUCACAGGCUUGACCUGGGAGCUCACAGGUGUGACCCCAGAUGUGGAAGUCGAUGCAGAGGAUGCCCUUGCUACCGCAAUUGCAAUCAUCAACCUCAGAGCUCAAGUGCCAGCCAUCAUUGAGGAAUCUGCAAGCUUGAUUGCCAACAAUUAUGCCUUUGAGAGUGUCGGGGCAGAUGUUGCAGAGAAGCUAAGAGACCUCCUGGCAAAAGGGGAAUUCAGCACCAUUAAUGAUAAAGACGGUCUCGAGACAAAGCUGUCAGCUGAUCUCCAAACCCUUUCUGGCGACAAAAGCCUAAAGACCACCAGCAACACCCCAGCCCUGCCACCAGUUGAUUAUUCUCCAGAGAUGUACAUUGAGCUGAUCAAAAUCUCCUUUCACUCUGAUGUUUUUGAAAACAACACUGGCUACCUGCGAUUUGACAUGUUUGGAGACUUUGAAGAAGUAAAGCCCAUCGCCCAGAUAAUUGUGGAGCAUGUCUGGAACAAAGUCCUAAACACAGACGCUAUGAUCAUUGAUCUCAGGAACAAUGUUGGUGGACCAACAACAGCCAUUGCAGGUUUUUGCUCUUACUUCUUUGAUGGAGACAAGCAGAUCCUUUUGGACAAACUGUAUGACAGACCCUCUGGAACCACCACUGAGCUGCUGACUCUCUCCGAACUCACUGGCGUAAGGUAUGGCUCUAAGAAAAGUCUCAUCAUCUUGACCAGCAAGGUUACAGCGGGCGCCGCGGAGGAGUUUGUUUACAUCAUGAAAAAGCAAGGCCGUGCUAUGAUAAUUGGAGAGACCACCGCCGGGGCUUCCCAUCCACCGAAGGUAUUCCCAGUUGGUGAGAGCAACAUCUUCCUUAGCAUCCCCACGGUCCAUUCCGACGCUUCGGCUGGGCCAACUUGGGAGGGAGUUGGUGUAAAACCCCACAUUCCUGCUGCAGCUGAGGCUGCCUUGGAGGUGGCAAAGGGCAUCCUUAACAAGCACCUUGAAGGCCAGCAGUAAACAGUGUGCUGUGAAGAUCUCUGUUUUAGUGUUUGCUUUGGCAAUUAAUUUUGUUCUUGUUUGUAAGAGCAAUGUAGAUUCAGUACAGACUGUAUUUUGUCCUUAAUUUUCAAAAUACUUCAGCCUUGUUGGUGUUUGUAAUGGAGAGGUUCAGUUGUAUGUAGGAUUAAAAACCUUUGCAACUCUAGAAGUGAGUCUUGCUGUUUGUGUAAGUAAGUGCAUGUUAUGCUUUUCCAACAUUUGUUGAUUCUUUGUUAUGCUGUGUCUCUUGGGAUGGCAGAUUCGACAAUCCAUUUUUACAUCUAAUAUUUCUACAUGAGAAGCCGUUCUGAGGAAGUAAAAUGCUGUUUUAUCCUAAAUACAGUGAAUUUCACAUCACAUGGACCUACUUGGGUUGUAUCAAUUCCAGAAGUGAGACCCAAUAAAACAUUGUUCAUAA
Molecule: messenger RNA, 2379 nt
Organism: Cyprinodon tularosa
Lineage: Eukaryota; Metazoa; Chordata; Actinopteri; Cyprinodontiformes; Cyprinodontidae
Gene: rbp3
Product: retinol binding protein 3
Exons: 4
Coding region: 87-1940 (617 amino acids)
Biological process (GO): proteolysis
Molecular function (GO): retinol binding; serine-type peptidase activity
Source: RefSeq, a predicted model, not a curated record